GAGCGCUGUUACUAUUCAAAUUUCGAUUCGUGAAUUGUCGAAUUGCUGGGGAAAAAAUGGUCGGAAGCAAAAUUCAGUCGGCGGCGUGGGUGAGCGAUAUGCUUCGGAGCAAAUUCUUCGAUUCCUGCAAAGAACACAGCGAAUUGAGGAAGAGCGAGAAGAAUUUGUUCUGUAUCGAUUGCAAAUUUCGCGUCUGUAAGCAUUGCGUCGCUUGUUCGUCUCAUCGUUUGCUGCAAAUCUGCAAAUACGUCUAUCAUGAUGUUGUUCGUCUGCACGAUAUCCAGAAGUUUCUCGAUUGUUCUCAGAUUCAGGCAUACAAAAUCAAUGGGGAGAAAGCUGUUCAUUUGAAUCCAAGGCCUCCGGGGAAAGAUGCAAAAGGUUCAAAGCCGAAGAUCGCCGGCGGCGGCGCUUCAUGCAAAACUUGUGGGCGACAUAUCCAAGAAUUCCCGAAUCGUUUCUGUUCCAUCGCUUGCAAGGUUUGGAUGGAAUCUGAUAUUACAACCCGCAGUAAGAUCCUUUCUCUGCCACCGGCUAAAAAAGUCAUCGAUCUUCCAAGCGUGGAUUCAAAACAAAAUUUCAACGAGAAUGGGUGUGGCUCGCCAUUACUAUCUCCGACAAACUCAUCGUCGUCAGAAGUAAUUCAAGCAUUGUCAAAUUCAAAUCUAAAGCCGAGGAAGACACUGCGCAAGCGAAAGGGUAUCCCGAGGAGGUCGCCCUUUUGGUAAUAUCCGGAAAAAAAAGAACACCAUUUUAUUUAUUGGUUCUUCGCUAUUAUAUGAUAGUUAAUUAUGUCGUGAAUUAAAAACUUUUUAAUACUUUUGGAUAUUAUUGAAAUAGCAUCGA
Molecule: messenger RNA, 843 nt
Organism: Andrographis paniculata
Lineage: Eukaryota; Viridiplantae; Streptophyta; Magnoliopsida; Lamiales; Acanthaceae
Product: protein RGF1 INDUCIBLE TRANSCRIPTION FACTOR 1
Exons: 4
Coding region: 57-725 (222 amino acids)
Molecular function (GO): zinc ion binding
Source: RefSeq, a predicted model, not a curated record